Cyprinodon variegatus (sheepshead minnow) is the source of this 2731-nucleotide messenger RNA. It is a transcript of the gene ampd3a, whose product is annotated as adenosine monophosphate deaminase 3. The record is from RefSeq and is a predicted model, not a curated record. NCBI's taxonomy places the organism in Eukaryota, Metazoa, Chordata, Actinopteri, Cyprinodontiformes, Cyprinodontidae. Gene Ontology annotation, molecular function: AMP deaminase activity. The transcript is spliced from 15 exons. Gene Ontology annotation, cellular component: cytosol. Bases 166 to 2475 code for a protein of 769 amino acids. Gene Ontology annotation, biological process: AMP metabolic process; IMP salvage.
UAGUGUGUUGAAACAUAGUCCUAUAGUUAAGGGCUGUUUAAACUUAAACAACAACAAAAAUGAGCAGAUGUUGCUGUGUCAUUGUGAGAAUUAUAAUUAUUGAUAGAGGGCUAGAGGUGGUGUUGAAGUGCUUCUUUAAGCCCUAAUUAAGAGGACUACGUAAAUAUGGCAUUAAGGAGGAGUAAUGAAGACAUGCCUCGCCAGUUCCCAAAGGUGACCCUGAGUGAGGCAGCGAAGAAGACACAGCUACUGGCUGAGAAGGUUUACGCUUCAGCACUGAAAGAAGAAGACAACAAGGAUGCCCUGUCAAUGUUCACUGUGCCUGAGGACUGCCCAAUCGGCCUGCAGCAAGCUAAAGAACACGAGCUGCUUAAGGACCUGGCAGAGCAGCAGUCAGAGGAGAGUGUCAAGAGGAGAAAAAGCUUGAGGCUUAUCCGCUCCAAGUCACUGUCCCUGCAGAUCCCAGCAAAUACAGAUUAUCCAGAUUCCAGGACAGAGACACCAUCAAUUUCUACUAGCUCCACCUUUUCAUCGGUUUCUGAAAGCUGUCCUGAUUUCCAGAGAGUUACUAUUAGUGGUGAUUACUGCGCUGGAGUCACAGUGGACGAUUACGAGCAGGCAGCCAAAAGUCUGUUUAAUGCUCUGCUGCUAAGAGAGAAGUAUUCAAAGCUUGCCUAUCACAGAUUCUGCAGAACAACAAGUCAAUUCCUCCGCAGCGCUGAGAACAUCCGAUGGGACGUAGAUGACGAAGUUUUGCCUGACACAUCCCCAUGCCCUGCAGAAGAUGAGGAUCCGUAUAGCAUGGACAACAUCCCUGAAAACCUGAACUAUGAGCUGAAGAUGAUUGAUGGGAUUGUGUACGUAUAUGGUAGUGCAGAAAGACUUCAAAUGGAACGCCCUAAUGAUCUUCCUUACCCAGACUUAGAGACCUUUGCUAUAGAUCUCAGUCAUGUUCUGGCAAUGAUCGCUGAUGGACCCACUAAGACCUACUGUCACAGAAGACUAAACUUCUUGAGUUCAAAGUUUCAUCUCCAUGAGAUGCUCAAUGAGAUAGCUGAGCUAAAGGAGCUGAAACGUGUGCCUCACAGAGACUUUUACAAUGUUAGAAAGGUUGACACACACAUCCAUGCAGCUGCAUGCAUGUCUCAGAAACACCUGCUAACCUUCAUCCAGGAACGGUACAAGACUGAUAAAGACCGAGUGGUCUUGGAAAAAAAUGGACAAGAGAUGACCCUGCAGGAGGUUUUCCACUAUCUCAACAUGGAUGCUUAUGAUCUCACUGUGGAUUCUUUAGAUGUCCAUGCUGGAAGACAAACCUUUCAUCGCUUUGACAAGUUCAAUUCAAAGUAUAAUCCCAUGGGUGCCAGUGAACUACGAGAGAUCUUCCUGAAGACAGACAACUAUAUCAAUGGGGAGUACUUUGCUCGGAUCAUAAAGGAGGUGGCUGCUGACUUGGAAGAGAGUAAGUAUCAGCAUGCAGAGCCACGUUUGUCCAUCUAUGGACGCUCUCCCGAUGAGUGGGACAGUCUGGCAAAGUGGUUCAUUCACCACAAACUCCACUCACCAAAUAUGAGGUGGAUGAUUCAAAUUCCCAGAAUAUAUGAUAUUUUCAAGGCAAAGAAACUGGUACCCAAUUUUGCCAAGAUUCUGGAGAACAUAUUCCUUCCUCUCUUCAAGGCAUCUGUGAAUCCACAGGAGCACAAAGAGCUUCAUGUUUUCCUCAAAUAUGUUUCGGGCUUCGACAGCGUAGAUGAUGAGUCCAAACACAGCAACCACAUGUUCUCUUACAUGAGCCCAAAACCAGAACAGUGGACCACACAUGACAACCCUCCUUACAGCUACUACAUCUUCUACAUGUAUGCCAACAUCAUGGUGCUCAACAAUCUGAGGAAAGAGCGUGGGCUGAAUACCUUCCAGUUUCGUCCCCACUGUGGAGAAGCAGGAUCUAUCACCCAUCUGGUCUCCGCCUUUCUGACUGCAGACAACAUUUCACACGGACUGAACCUGAAAAAGAGUCCUGUGCUGCAGUAUCUGUACUACCUGGCCCAGGUACCCAUUGCCAUGUCUCCCCUCAGCAACAACAGCCUGUUCCUGGAAUACUCCAAAAACCCACUUAGAGAGUUCCUACACAAAGGUCUGUGUGUGUCACUGUCCACGGAUGAUCCCAUGCAGUUCCACUACACCAAGGAACCUUUGAUGGAAGAGUAUGCUAUAGCAGCUCAGCUGUGGAAGCUCAGCACCUGUGAUGUCUGUGAGAUAGCCAGAAACAGUGUGCUGCAGAGUGGACUAAGCCACCAGGAGAAGCAGCAGUUUUUAGGAGUGAACUACCUAAAAGGUGGACAUGAAGGCAAUGACAUCCGUGGGACCAAUGUGGCCCAGAUCCGUAUGGCCUACAGACACGAGACGCUGUGCAAUGAACUCAGCUUCAUAGCCGAUGCAGUGAAGUCUGAAGCUAUGAAUUCCUAUCAGGACUAAAAGAAACUUCAGACAGAGGAAAAACUUCCGCUAUACUCUAUCAUUGUUUUUUGAAAUAAGCGGAUGGCUCUGAUGGUUAAUGUAAAGAUGAAUUGCAACACAACACCUAUAGGGUAUCUAAUUGAGAGGUUGAUUCAUGCUUUCUAUUACCUUAACCUAAUUCUAUACCUUUUAGUAGCCCUUUGCACUGAAUACAAGAAAUGAGAAGAGCUGAGACAACAAAGAUGGAUUAUAUGCAACAUUUCUUCUGUCUUCU